This is a messenger RNA of Schistocerca gregaria, 2817 nucleotides long. RefSeq lists its product as uncharacterized. The record is from RefSeq and is a predicted model, not a curated record. The transcript is spliced from 2 exons. The coding region runs from base 838 to 2328 and encodes 496 amino acids. Lineage: Eukaryota; Metazoa; Arthropoda; Insecta; Orthoptera; Acrididae.
AAGACCUUGCUUGAAAUUCCCGGCGCCGUAAGAUCGGCGGCGAUUGUUUUCCAUAUAUAUGGUGUCCAGUGGCUCGGCUACAGUAAAAUAAUUCUCAAAAGCUCUAAUUUGCGACAAUCAUCCUCCUCAAUUUUGCGACUUCGUUUUUCUUGGCUGCCUAGCUAAGGCAACAGCCCAUCUUCACAGCCUGUGCAGUCUGCUGAGCAACUUACCUCCUUCAUCAGCUAGUUCAGGCACAACGUAGCAUGUGGUAUGAUCUUAAAUAAAACAGCAAGGUGAGCUAUUUUCAUGCGGGUAGAGAAGGAUGAAAGCAAAUGAAGUAGCAGAUCACGUUGUAAACAUGAUGUCUUUCCAGAUAAGUCUUCAAAAAUAAUUUCCAAUAUCGAAAAUGGUUGUUGUUGCUUUCUCAACUCAUUCAUAAUUUAUUAAUGUAUUUCAUUUUUCGAUAUUAAUCUGUCCACUCUCGGCUUACCAUCGGCUUCUAUAGUAUGUUAAUACUCUCAUCCUGUUCACAGUAAGGUCAUUCAGAUAGCAAUUGUCCAAGAAACCUUUAACAAGUGGCAAUCAUCUUCUGGUACAUAAAUUCAAAUAUGUUUGGCGCAAGAAGGAGGUGAAGUUAGCCAUUAGAUCCAUUAUUUUACAGCACAUAUAUUUUUCAAAACUUUUAUUAUACAUGCACUUAACGGACGGCCAGCCAGCCUUGUUGAUCAUCAUAGUUGCAUUGUUGGAAUCCAAGCUGAUUUCGCGCCAACGUAAGACAGUUAACUGCGGUGGAGUGGAAAAGUGAGGAGCAACUUCGAUAAAGUGAUAGUCCUACCUGUCGUGAAACGAAUCACCAUGUCAAGAAAUGAAAACCCAAAUAUCCGAAGAUCAAAAAGGAUUGAACAAAAGAAAUGUUCUGAAGCUAAGAAAAAAGUUAACAAAAAACUGAAGCUGCAAGAGGACACACAGUAUUUUAGCCAGUCUUUUCAGUUAAGUGAUGGGAGGAUACAUAUAGCUCGUGUAAAGCAAGUCACUGUUCGUGGUGUUCCAGUAAAAGCCCCUGCAGCCACAUCACCACAACCAGAAAAAAGUCAUAAUGUUAUGCCCAGUACAGGCAUCCUGAAAGCGACCCAUAGUUCCACUGUUUCUCAAAAUAAGAAAGCAGAAAAACUGUCACAGAAGCCAAGAAGAAAGACAAACCAAAAAAAAACACCAGCUGCUUUGUCAUCGAAAACCAAGACUCCUGUUGUACCACUAUUGGACAACAUCACAGGAGCACCACAUGAGGGCAGUGGUGGUGUUGCACAAUCCUGCAGUUCAUUUCAAUUGACUGAAGAACUACCACCUGCAAAUACUAUAAGGUUACAUGAAAGUAAUCCUAAGGAUCAGUGUAGUCAAAGACAUCUUGUCAGUAUGCCAAAUUCAGUAACAGUGUUGAAUCAGCUGUCAGAUAGGAACACCGUUACAAAUGCCAUAGAAGGGCUUACAUCUACACAAAGGCACCGGUGUUUUACUGGUCAUCAUGGUGACAACAUAGGUUAUCCGCAUCAAGAGUUUGUAAACCAGUCUUGUGAGCAUAAUACACAGACAGUACCAACCCACUGUCCAUCUCUCAUCAGUCAAAAACAAGCUGUGCCUCAAGUUUCAAAUAUUGAGAGAAAUUGCACUCCUGGCCAUAUACCACAUAAUGUGACAUGCACACAAGAAGCACCUGCUGUACUUCAAACGAACCAAAGGCAGAAUACUUUUUCAAGACAACUAUUUCCACCCAGGCCAAAUGCAUCUUGUUCACAACCUUCCUGUUCUGUCCCCCAUCCUUCAAUACACCCUAGAGGAAACAUAAAUGUAGGCUGUUGUAACCACUCAAGAGUGCCAUUCGGCUCAAAUACCACCACUUUCCACUCACAAAUGACAUGCCAUCCAGUGCAACAGGCACAUCUUUGCUGUAACUGUCAUAAUGUAUGUCAUAAAACACAUCACGUUACUCAGUCCCUUCCUACUAGAGGCCUUGCAGAUGUAGCAAAUUUACCAUUUACACAGCAUUUCCAGCAGGCUAACACUGUACAGCAUUAUGUCCAUUAUAUCAAUCCUUCCAUUUCAAAUUCAUUGGCUGGGUCAGUAGGGCACCACACUUUUCAAAAUCAGCAAUCUGGUGAAACCAACAUACUUCCUCCUGGUCGAACACAGGGUAUUUCUGACCAAGGUACAGCCAAUCCACAGAUUUCCAGUUAUAAUAAGCAUGUUUCACAGUCAACACAACAACAGAAUUCAAGAGGACAAGCACAACACCACACCGUAUUUCUCCCAUUUUAUGGUAAUACUCCUCUUGAAAUAGAAAUAAAAUAAGGAAGGUAGAGGUUUUUAAGUGUGGCUGCAACAUGUAAUAUUGUGUACCUGAUUUAUAUUUGCUUUAAAAGGUAUAGCAUUAAAAGCCAAGUGCAGCCUGAUAAGUGCAAUUUAUGUGCUGUGUUAUGAACAUAUAAUAUAAUGUUUUUGAAUUAUGUGAAAGUUUAGAAGAGGCUGUUAAAAUACAUAAGAGACUUAAGAACUGUCACAAAGAACAUCAUGUUCUAACAAAAUGUAAAAAUGGAAACUAUCACUGCUAUAAGUCAUGUAUCAUAACAUGGGAUAUAAUUGGGGAAAAGUAUUACAUAAAUAAACUAAAUAAACUUGCAAAAGCAGUCUUCAAAUAUCUCAAAGCAAGUUAAUUGCAAAUAUUGAAACUUACAUGUAAUAUGAUAAGAUUUACAUAGCCAUUGUAUAAUUUGUGAAUUUAUUUGUGAAGGGUUUGUAUAAUAACUUUGAUUUGUUAGUAUAAAAUAUUGUCAAAGAAAA